Molecule: messenger RNA, 186 nt
Organism: Fusarium odoratissimum NRRL 54006
Lineage: Eukaryota; Fungi; Ascomycota; Sordariomycetes; Hypocreales; Nectriaceae
Exons: 1
Coding region: 1-186 (61 amino acids)
Source: RefSeq, a predicted model, not a curated record
AUGUCACUUCCGUCAUUCGUGCAUCUCCCCCGUGAGGUUCACCUCCUGAUCGGAAGGCACCUCCAGCCUUCUGAGAUGGAGGGCCUCAUCCUCUCGUCAAGGCACAUGCGUGUCACCUAUUGUCAAGCAUUCUAUCACUCACUCGCAUUUCGUGGAACGAAAGCAGAUCUGAUGGGAUACCUCUAG